Phyllopteryx taeniolatus (common seadragon) is the source of this 545-nucleotide messenger RNA. RefSeq names its product interferon alpha-inducible protein 27-like protein 2A. The record is from RefSeq and is a predicted model, not a curated record. Gene Ontology annotation, cellular component: mitochondrion; membrane. Lineage: Eukaryota; Metazoa; Chordata; Actinopteri; Syngnathiformes; Syngnathidae. The transcript is spliced from 4 exons. Bases 184 to 444 code for a protein of 86 amino acids. Gene Ontology annotation, biological process: apoptotic signaling pathway.
UUUAUUUUUUUGGGGUGUGAAUCUUCUCGGCCCAAAUCCGAUUCCGUGCUGUUCCGAGCACGCCCUCUUUUGUCCCAUCCAAGUCACUUUCGUUUGUCCAGAAUCGAAACCUCACGCGAGUGUAUAAAUAAAGCCGACCCAGGCGACGUUGCAGCAGGUCUCUCCGGGUAAGGACACGACACGAUGGGACUGUUGACGUGCAUUGCGGUUGCUGCGGGCGCAGCUGGUUCGGUGGCUCUGGCUCCGGUCGCCUUGGCCCUCGGCUUCACUUCUGCGGGAAUUGCAGCGGGCUCCACCGCCGCGAGCAUGAUGUCAGCCGCGGCCGUCGCCAACGGAGGAGGGGUGGCGGCAGGGAGCCUGGUGGCCGUCUUGCAGUCUGUGGGUGCCACCUCUGUAGCUGGUGCAGGAGGAACUGUGGCAGGAAUCAUCGCUGCACUUGUCUGAGGCCAAAACAUUUUGCUGAAUGGAUACUAUCUCAUAUUAUGUCAAUGAUAUCAUAAGAAUAUGUAUCUUCCUAAGUCAAUAAAACCUCAGUGUUGACAGCA